Hippoglossus stenolepis (Pacific halibut) is the source of this 4005-nucleotide messenger RNA. RefSeq names its product serine/threonine-protein kinase 35. Gene Ontology annotation, molecular function: ATP binding; protein serine/threonine kinase activity. Gene Ontology annotation, biological process: peptidyl-serine phosphorylation; axon extension; autophagosome organization. The transcript has 3 exons. NCBI's taxonomy places the organism in Eukaryota, Metazoa, Chordata, Actinopteri, Pleuronectiformes, Pleuronectidae. The record is from RefSeq and is a predicted model, not a curated record. The coding region runs from base 188 to 1396 and encodes 402 amino acids. Gene Ontology annotation, cellular component: autophagosome; cytoplasm.
GGUGUUGACCGGAACACUUGUAUGCAUUGUAGCUAAUGUUUCUUUAUCAGUUUACCCCCUCUCUUCGUUGACCUAUUGUUGAGCAGGUAUCUGAGUUGGUGUUUCUCAACUAGAUGCGAAGGGAACACGAUAAUAUGUGGACAUUUUUCUACCCAAGGUUUGACUUGUGACAUAGUCACGCGGACACAUGGAUACAGUUUGUGGAGUCAACUGGCCAAGACGCAGCAGGACAGCGCGAGUCGUUUGCAGGCAGCAAAAGAGAGCACGGGUUGACGAGGGUAGUGUGCUGCGGUGUGUGAUCGUGGGAAAUACGGAAGACCAUGACAUGGAGGAGGACACGGGCCCCUUCAAGCAUGAUUGCCUGGAGCGGAGGGUCAUGGCGCCCCGCUACAGUCUUUUGCGAGAGGUGGGGAGGGGUACAUACGGCAUCGUGUACGAAGCGGUGGCCCGGAGGUCCGGUGCUAAAGUCGCUGUGAAGAAACUGCGGUGCGACGCGCCGGAAAACGUGGAACUCGCCUUGCAGGAGUUCUGGGCUUUAGCGAGUCUGGAGAAAAGGCACGAGAAUGUGGUUCAGCUGGAAGAGUGUGUGCUGCAGAGGAACGGUAUGGCCCAGAAAAUGAGUCACGGGAACAAACUGUCCAAACAGUACCUGCGUCUGGUAGAGACUUCACUAAAAGGUGAGAGAGUGCUCAGUCCUCCAGAAGAGCCUUGUUAUCUCUGGUUCAUCAUGGAGUUCUGUGAAGCCGGUGACCUCAACCAGUUUAUCCUGUCUCGGCAGCCUGACCCACAAACUAAUAAUAGCUUCAUGCUUCAGUUGACCAGUGCUGUCGCUUUCCUGCAUGAAAAUAAUAUUGUCCAUAGAGAUCUUAAACCUGAUAACAUCCUCAUCUCAGAGAAGUCUGGGACUCCGGUCCUCAAGGUGGCAGACUUUGGCUUGAGUAAAGUUUGUGCAGGUUUGGGUAACACCAAUGAGGGCAAUGAAAGUGAAGAUAAGAACAAAAACAUCAAUGUCAACAAGUUUUGGUUGUCAUCAGCAUGUGGCUCAGACUUCUAUAUGGCUCCAGAAGUGUGGGAGGGCCACUACACAGCCAAGGCGGACAUAUUUGCCCUAGGCAUCAUCAUCUGGGCUAUGUUGGAGAGAAUAACUUUCAUUGAUGCAGAGUCUAAGCGGGAAUUGCUUGGAACAUAUGUUAGACAAGGAUCAGACAUUGUACCAGUGGGUGAGGCAUUGCUAGAGAAUCCAAAGAUGGUACUGAACAUCCCACAGAAACGCAGGUCAUGCAUGUCUGAUGGGGUGAAGAAGCUGCUUCAGGAAAUGCUCGCUGUUAAUCCUCAGGACCGGCCUGAUGCUUUCGAGCUGCAAGCCAGAAUGGAUCAGGUUAUGUGUGCUGCUUGACCCUCAACCAGGAUGAUUUACAGACACGUGUUGCUACCUGGAGCUUCUACAGCAGUGAGGGUCUCCCUGUGUUGAUAUAAAGCCUGAAAAAAAAGGAGAAGCAAAGGAAAGCAGUGAAUGGCUGUCCACACCAAGAAUGAUAACUAUAUAUAAUAAAUAAAUCGUACUAAGAAUUAUUUUCCUCAAGUGAUUGGCCGAGUUCAUUCCACAACUAUACCAACAGUGGUUUGCUACAAUGUUGGUAUCACCUUGUAAGUGAUUUGAUGAAUUAAAGAAACAAUGAGAAUGCAUCUGAAUUUACAGGGUGUCAUGUUGAACGUGGCAGAUGACACUGGAGGGAGUCAUUGUGGCUGCCGAAAACCACAUUCCUGUGGAAUGAAAUCAAAAUUAUGAAGACGUUAACUUGAAUAAGGUCAUGUGCGAAGGGGCUCAUGCAUGGAGUUGGUGUUUUGUUUUAUAACGGAUGUGUGAACCUCAGACACAGCUGGAGCGUGCAGUGAGUGCUCAGUCAGCAGUUCACAGAUCACCAUCAUCCAUAUUGUGUAGAUUCUCACAUUGUUAUCUUUGUUCCUGUCUUAGUGUGGGGCGGCCUUGAAACCUGCAGUUUUGAUGCUGAAUGGGAUUCUUUUUGUUGCAAAGUUGUUUACAACUAGGCCAUUUGUCAGUUCUGAUAGAUUGUCCUGCCUUUAAUAUUCUAAUAAAGUGAAACAUUGCAUCUACUAGUGGAACACUUCCUCUGAUGUAGCCAAAUCAUCAUUUAGACAUCUGGAGACAUUCCCAUCAGAAAACGGGACAGUGGCACUGUGUCGAAUCAGGAGCAGCACAGUGACUCUAAAACGAAACUAGUGUAUAUGUUUGUGAAUGUGUGUGUUCACAGGGAUUUGGGCUUCCACAUGGCUAGCACUUUAAUAGAACUACUGGAAACCAUAUAGUUUUAUUUUCCUUAUUUUUUAUAAAACUUAUAAAAAUGAACUCUGGAUUUGUUUUUGCUGUUUUAUAUGCUAACAGUUGCUGUUUUGUUUUAGUGGAUUUUGUGUUGAUAACCUGUUGUUACAACAGUGAUCUGGUAAGCAUCAGUACAAUGUUUGGUCACAGAGAGAUUCGACAGUUUUACCUGAUGACAACAGAAAACAGUGUCAGUCCCUUUUCCAGUUUAUAUUUCUCCAGACAACUUGGUUUACACAGAUGUAUGCUACAUAUGAUUCAUUGUCAGUUAGAACAAGUGAACAGUUUGUAUAAAACCCUCCAUCAUGGUACAUGUCAUAUUGGAUAAAGUCAAACUUAAAAAAUCUAAGACAAAAAAAAAUGUAAAUUGAAUAUUGUUAAAAAUAAGUUCAUAGAUUCACAGCAUUGCCUUAAAUUUCCAGAUGCCAACCAUACUUUUAAAUUAAAUUGAUAGUUUCCUUUUUAUAAACAGUAUGGCAGAAUUUCUAAUGUCUCACUGUAAAAAGCAUAUUAGCCAGUAGAUAAGUGAAAGUAUAAACGCAUCCUAACCUAGAGGCCUGACAUGGUGGAUGUUAUGUUAUGAAGUAGUUUACUUGACAGAUAUUCCCAAUUUCAUUUAAGCCCAAUUCUUUGCUGCUGACAUGGAUUCUGGCUGCCUGUCAUAUAAAUGACACUUGAAAUUACAGUUGGAGUUCCACUCCAGGUUGUUAUACCUCUGGUGCCUUGAAACCCCCAUUUAUGUUAUGAUUGAAAUCAGGGUAGUAAAAAGAGCUUAUGACUUUAUGCUGGAACAAGUGCCAUUUAUGUGAAACGAGUAGAGCCGCAUAUUUAUUUCGCCAUGAUAGCUUCUCAACUCUUAUGAACAGGAUUUUUAUUUAGUUUAUGUGUUGCCUGUGAUCAAAAAUGUGAUGUGAAAGACCAUGGCUAAAUGUUGUAAAUCAGUAGAUUGUUCUUUUGAAGUCUGAGGACUUCUUCAUCUGAAUGAGUGUGUAAUAGUGUAUCAUGUGUUGAAUUCAGCUGGGACCCUAAAUCAUUUCAGAGUCUGUUCUACCUCUUGUUUCUACACAUUUUCUUUACUGAGACAUUGUUAAAUUUUGUAAACAGCUUUUUUGUUUAUUGUCAUUUCAGCAUCUGUUAGGUGUGUGCAGUUUUCUUUUUGUGUGGUUAUAAAGUAUUGGAUUGUAUAAGCGCCACAGCUGAUUGAUUGAUUGUUUCUUUCUGUUUUAAUGCUUCAUUUUGAGAAAAUAAGUUCACACUUAUAAAGAUGUGUACACAUCUCUAGCUCAACACAGGCCAUGAUGUACUUUGGUUCACUGCUUGAAAGUCUGGCCACCACCUUAACAUCACUACUGAAUUAAUAUUUUAGCUGGGUUGAAAUUUUUGUUUUGAACUAAAUAUGAGCACAUGGUGAUGGACUGUUAAGAUUUUGUUCAGAUUUCAAAGGAAUUGCUUUUAUUUGACUUAAGUUUACAAUCCCGGUCUGGAUGAUUUUAAUUUAGUCAUUUGUUCAUCCUGACAGAAACUAUAUGAAUGACUUCACCCUAUCUCAACAGAAUAUACAGACCUUGGUUCUACACGUAAUUAAUGCCAUUUGUUGGAAUGAAAAUCUGUUAUUUUUACUUAUUACACACCCUCAAUAAAGGUUGAGGUACCCCUCGCCCAUA